Darwinula stevensoni is the source of this 641-nucleotide messenger RNA. The record is from the annotation of a GenBank genome assembly. Lineage: Eukaryota; Metazoa; Arthropoda; Ostracoda; Podocopida; Darwinulidae.
CGCGCAUGGAUGAAGACGAUAGGAAACCAGUACUAGAGAGCAUUGCGCAGCUGGACCCUUUGGAUGGUGCAAACCUACUGAGCAGCAUUACGCGCAUGGACCCUGUCGAAGGGAAACGAGUACUAGAGAGCAUUGCGCCGCCGGACCGUUUUGAGGCUGCAAACCUACUGAGCAGCAUUACGCGCAUGGAUGAAGACGAUAGGAAACGAGUACUAGAGAGCAUUGCGCGCAUGGAUGCAGACGAUAGGAAACGAGUACUAGAGAGCAUUGCGCCACUGGACCCUUUUGAGGGUGCAAACCUACUGAGCAGCAUAACCCUCAUGGAAGAAGGCGAUAGGAAACGAGUACUAGAGAGCAUUGUGCGCAUGGAUGAAGACGAUAGAAAACGAGUACUAGACAGCAUUGCGCGCAUGGAUGAAGACGAUAGAAAACGAGUACUAGACAGCAUUGCGCGCAUGGAUGAAGACCAUAGGAAACGAGUACUAGAGAGCAUUGCGCCCAUGGAUGAAGACGAUAGGAAACGAGUGCUAGACAACAUUGAGAUACUUGGGCACUUUCAGACCAAGAGUUUAUUUCAGGCCUUCGGUAUGGAGCCCGUUUCUCCCUCUCUGCGUCCAUACGCCCAGUGCAUUGUGAUUAAC